Messenger RNA from Necator americanus (New World hookworm), 312 nucleotides. RefSeq lists its product as uncharacterized. The transcript has a single exon. The record is from RefSeq and is a predicted model, not a curated record. The coding region runs from base 1 to 312 and encodes 103 amino acids. Lineage: Eukaryota; Metazoa; Nematoda; Chromadorea; Rhabditida; Ancylostomatidae.
AUGAGAGUGAAGGUUGAUAGUCGGCAGGUACACCAUUUGCGCUUUGCUGACGACAUUGUACUGAUAACACCUAACAUCAGCCAAGCGGAACGAAUGCUGACCGAAAUCGAUGAAACAUGUGGAUGCAUCGGUCUUCAGCUGAAUCUGCAAAAGACGAUGUUCAUGCGUAACGGAUGGAUCUCGAAUGCCCCAUUCACGCUCAACGGAACGAACAUAUCCGAAUGCACCAGCUACGUCUAUCUGGGUUGGGAAUUAAACAUGAUGAACGACCUGACCCCCUUGCUGGGCAGGAGGAGACGAGCUGCUUGGUGA